Messenger RNA from Adineta ricciae, 219 nucleotides. Lineage: Eukaryota; Metazoa; Rotifera; Eurotatoria; Adinetida; Adinetidae. The record is from the annotation of a GenBank genome assembly.
AUGUGCUAUCACUUCUCCUUGAUUCGAGGUGAAACAUGUGUCAUAUUUUAUGCUGGUCCAAUCGGUCUGCUGUGUCUUCAAGCAGCCGUAGCUGCCGAUGCUACUCAUGCUAUUGUUGUAAAGAUUUCGGACAAACGUCUCAAGAAAGCUCGGGAAAUGGAUGCGUCAUUGGUUAUCAAUGGGAAAGAAGAAAGUGUUCCGCAGCAAAUCAAAAACUAA